This is a messenger RNA of Exophiala dermatitidis NIH/UT8656, 1910 nucleotides long. Its product is annotated as nuclear transcription factor Y, gamma, variant. The transcript has 5 exons. The coding region runs from base 566 to 1378 and encodes 270 amino acids. NCBI's taxonomy places the organism in Eukaryota, Fungi, Ascomycota, Eurotiomycetes, Chaetothyriales, Herpotrichiellaceae. Gene Ontology annotation, molecular function: DNA binding; protein heterodimerization activity; DNA-binding transcription activator activity, RNA polymerase II-specific. Gene Ontology annotation, biological process: regulation of DNA-templated transcription. Gene Ontology annotation, cellular component: CCAAT-binding factor complex; nucleus. The record is from RefSeq and is a predicted model, not a curated record.
UGGUCCGAUUGGAGGCCAUUGUUGACAUCGCAGACAUAGGUGGAGCUGGCGCAAGGAACAGUCGAGCUGGAUGACGGAGGAAGUAGACGUAAACAUCACAUUUCAAUGCUACAACUGUCCGCCCAUGCGUAGAAAUGGUGUGAUGAGCGAGCUGGCGAUGAGUUCGCAGGUAGACGGUGGCCAGGAUUUUAUGAGGUAGCAGCAGUUUCUGGCCCGCGCAGCGCAGCGCAGUUGGCGACCCCGCCGAUUCCAUCCUGCGCCGAUUUCUACUACUGCUUCUGUCACUGCUCUUGUCCAAGAUAAUCAGUCACUGCGCCAGCCACUUCACCGACUUCCGCUCACCAUCACUCUCCCACGUUCUCUCCAUCGCUAUAUCUUUACGCGUAUCUCCUAGGCUUCUGUACUUCUUGACAGCGUCAGAUAGACUUGAACACACCUUCUGGCGACCAGACACGAACAAAACCACCAUCGCCGAUACCUGGUGUAUUCAGCGCGUGUGCCGCAACCGUCGCUGCCCAUCUCAAAGCGUUUUCCUGGUGUAUCUGUUCAGAUUUGGUAUUCAGCCAUGGAUCAGAAACAACAACAGCAGAAUGCCCCACCGAUAUAUGAUAUCAGUCAAGGAGGGCACUAUGGAGCCAGCGCUGCUCUAUCUGCGCAAGGUUAUGUGCCUCACAAUGAAUUGUAUUCCGGGUUAUGGUCAAAUAUCAACCAAGGCUUAACCGGACCAUCUCGAGAGAUCUUAGCAACCUACUGGCAGCAAACUAUCAACCAUCUGGAAACGGACGAACACAAUUUCAAGUUCCAUCAACUCCCGCUUGCGCGCAUCAAGAAGGUCAUGAAGGCCGACCCCGAAGUGAAAAUGAUCUCCGCCGAAGCGCCAAUCCUGUUUGCGAAAGGGUGCGACAUCUUCAUCACCGAACUGACGAUGCGCGCAUGGAUUCAUGCCGAAGACAACAAGAGGAGGACUCUACAGCGAAGUGACAUUGCCGCUGCCUUGGCCAAGAGUGACAUGUUCGAUUUCCUAAUCGACAUUGUGCCACGAGAAGAAGGGACAAGCAGCAGCUCCAAGCGACCCACUACCAGUGGCCAAGCUGCCCCUGCCCAGGUGCCGCAACAACAGCAGGCAGCACCGGCCCAGCAGCAAAUGCCACCGCCUGAUUAUGGAUUGGCGCAACACGGUACUAUGGGACCUCCCGACAACCAAUACGGACGAACUCAAAUGUAUCCGGGACACAUGGGCGGAGACGCUCAGCAAGACCCGAAUCAAGCCUAUGGCCAGGCCCCGCAAAUGUUUGGAGGGGGUGACAUGUACAAUCCUUACGCUCAAGGACAAUUCGGUGCUGGAGGUGCCCAACAGGUAGGUGGACAUCCGCAAUGAUCGGGCAAUCCCGACGACAAGAGAACCCGUCUUGUUGAGCUUCAAGUUUUCGAGUUGGAUGUACUCCAACCUCCCAGGCCAGAGACCACCCAGCCAAGGAUAUGGUGGCCCGAGACCUGGAACGGCGGGCAGAAAUGAGCCAGUCAACGAGCAAGGUUAUGGACCGGGUUAGGGAAUGAUUUUUGGGCCGGUGUUACCGGAGUGAACUUCUUGCCGCCAACAGCAACAUUAUCGUCAAGGAGGGACGUCAGAAUAGUACAAACAAGGAACUUAUGAUACCAUGGGUCGAAGAAGGGAUGGUCGACUGCUGCACACUAGUAUUUUUAUCUUUGAAGUCAUGCAAAAUAUGUUUAUCAUUAUGUAGUAUUACUACAUUGCUUUUCUUCCUCGAGUUUUGCUUCUCCGGGACUCAGCCACUAUGUUCCAGGGGCGCCACUGCAGUCUUUCUCCAGUGCCAACAGACAAAGGUUUUGAGUAAAAUGAGAAACUUUACGUUGUAGGUUUGAGGCAAUGCAAUGCGACGUGUUGACCA